AUGUCAGUCCCAGCACCGCAUCCACCUGGAAAUGAAAAUAGUCCAGCGUAAGUCCAGUUUUUUCCAAGUUCCACAAAAAAAAAACAUUUUUCAGACCAAAUGGUUAUGGCGGUCUGAUGCCAAAAGAUUGUCCACCACAAGUUUAUCCUCCAAGUAUUGAGAGUUUAAUGGCAAAAACAAAAGGAAGUCGAACUUGUUCUUUAAUUGGUGUAAUUGCAUCAUCUUUGCUUUUUCUGAUCGUUGGCUCACUUUCAAUUUUAUCUCGAACAUCAACUACAAUCGCAAUAUUAUCACCACCAUGA
Caenorhabditis angaria is the source of this 302-nucleotide messenger RNA. NCBI's taxonomy places the organism in Eukaryota, Metazoa, Nematoda, Chromadorea, Rhabditida, Rhabditidae. The record is from the annotation of a GenBank genome assembly.